Desarmillaria tabescens is the source of this 1555-nucleotide messenger RNA. RefSeq lists its product as uncharacterized. The transcript has 9 exons. The record is from RefSeq and is a predicted model, not a curated record. Lineage: Eukaryota; Fungi; Basidiomycota; Agaricomycetes; Agaricales; Physalacriaceae. Bases 356 to 1297 code for a protein of 313 amino acids.
CUGAGACUAGUUUCGGACUUAUCUUCAUCUACCGACGCAUCUUCCAUCUACGCUACCGACGGUGCAAUACGCCUUAGUGAUACGGCUGGACGAUCUGUCGAUCAGAAACACGUCCCGAGAUCUUGACGUCCAGGUGGUCGACGUGAGCGAGCGCGCUGCUUCGAAACAUCUCUUGAAUGUUUUUCCGUGUAAUCUCGGCCACCGCUGAUAUCCUGAAACUUAGCUUCUGGAAUAUAAAGUUGAAUGCAAUGCAUUGCAGAGAAUUAUCAGCUACAUUCUCUUUCACGAGUUUCACUACCCCAGGUCUCUUUCUAUCCCUCUUUUCGUUCUACGAUCCUUCACAUCCAUCUGCACGAUGUUCUGCGCUGCUGCUUUUUUCACUCUUUUGACUGCCCUUUCCGGCGUCACUGCUCUGCCUUUCAGCGAUCUUGUCCGGUCCCUUCCUAGAGAUAUCACCCAUAUCGCUGUCGAUGAGGCAAAAGGUCAUUACCUUGCCUUCAAGCGCGAUGGUUCUCUCUACGGGGGGUACCCGGUUGACGAUGCCUCGUCCAGCAGUGUCGAGCGUCGCGCCGCCAGCCAAUGCGCGCAACUUUCCGUUGAUGAAGCCCAAACCCUUUCUGGAUGGGAUGCCAUCGUUCAAUACGCCAAUGAUAACUGGGGCAGUGGCUCCCGCAACAUUGUUACGAACCCUUCCGACUAUGUCGACAGCCCUGCACAAGUCUGUAUCACGGACGAUGUUGUCCAGCUCAGCUUCUCUGGCGAUCCGGUCUGCCAGACACAUACCGCCUCUUCUCAGGGCACUCUCGUUGGCACAGAAGGCGAAGUCGACAUUGAAGUCGACCAAGGCUUCAAUACUGAUACUUCUUACACCAUGAGCACUGCUUCGACGAUUGGUGUUUCCGAUACGCUUACCGUUAAAAUCGGUGUUCCAGAGGUAGCCGAAGUGACAGAAGCGUUGACUAUCUCUGCUUCGGUUACCGAUACCACGUCGAGCACUUUCGACGUAUCUUACAACGACGUGAGCAAGGUGACCAUAAAGAUGACUGCACCUGAAGGCAAGACUUGCAAUGCUCAGACCAGCACCAAGACAUGUAAUAUCCAGGCCACUGGUAACAUCCGCUACCUCGCGACCGGCUGGAUUUGGUUCAACUACAACGACAAGACACAGGGUCACUACAAAUGGGCCGUUAGCAUUGAAUCUGUCUUGACGAACCAGGAUGACCGCUCCAGCUUUGCCACCUUCAAGGGCUCUAUGGUUGCGAAUACCUACACCAGCUAUGCUGGAAACUGUCAAUAAAUGUAAAGUCACAAUUGGUGAUUGUGCAGGUCUGGCAUAAAACUGCAGCCUUUGAGCUACGUGUAAUGUGCGCUGAUACAAACACGUUCCUUCUUUCUAUUUGGUUAUCAAUCAGGCCGUCAAUUAAUCUUAUUUACCCUUCUGCUUGCAAUAAUUUAUAUAUUAAAUACAUCCACUGUCCUUCUGAAUAUUCGUGUUAGAUUAUCCACUCAAUUUGUAUAGUAAGGCGCCUUAGAUGGGUGGAUUAUAAUGAUUCAG